Messenger RNA from Diuraphis noxia (Russian wheat aphid), 2058 nucleotides. RefSeq names its product ionotropic receptor 25a (gene Ir25a). Lineage: Eukaryota; Metazoa; Arthropoda; Insecta; Hemiptera; Aphididae. Gene Ontology annotation, molecular function: ligand-gated monoatomic ion channel activity; signaling receptor activity. Gene Ontology annotation, biological process: monoatomic ion transport. Gene Ontology annotation, cellular component: membrane. The record is from RefSeq and is a predicted model, not a curated record.
UUUGUUAUUGUUGUAAAGAUAAUAUAUUUAAACAGGUUAUUUCUAAAUCAAUCCUGCCAAAAUAAAAUCUCUAAUAAUUUUAGACAAUGGAGAAAUUUAGACGGAGAACAACAAAAAUAUCUGAUACAAAUAAGUCCACCUGCGGACCUUAUACCAGAAAUAAUAAGAAGUAUUGUGAUAGCACAAAAUAUAACAAAUGCUGGCAUUAUGUUUGAUGAUACAUUUGUAAUGGAUCAUAAGUAUAAAUCGUUACUACAAAAUAUUCCGACUAGGCAUAUUAUAGCUGCUAUCGAUGACACUACCAGCAUUAAACUACACUUGACUAGAUUUCGUGAUGUGGACAUAGUCAACUUUUUUGUACUGGGAAAAUUAUCAAUCAUUAAAUCUGUUUUGGACCACGCGAAUUCCAAUAAAUUAUUUGGUCGAAAAUAUGCAUGGCAUGUAAUCACACAGUCGUGGAAGGCAAGUCUUAAUUCACCGAUUAUUGUUAAAGAUGCCGCAAAUAUGACACAUUUUUCCGCCGUCACUGUAUACAGAGUAGUCACUGUGUUGCAAAAUCCAUUUAUGAUACAAAUUGAUGACGAAGAUGGUAAAGGUGUAAAAUUUAAAGGUUAUUGUAUUGAUUUAAUCGAAGAAAUCAGAAAAUUGAUAGGUUUUGAAUACGAAAUUUAUAUAGCCCCAGACAACAAUUUUGGUAAUAUGGACGAAAAUGGACAGUGGAACGGAAUGGUUAAAGAACUUGUCGAAAAGAGAGCUGAUAUUGCAUUGGGUUCUCUAUCAGUUAUGGCUGAGAGAGAAAAUGUUGUGGAUUUUACGGUCCCUUAUUAUGACUUAGUCGGAAUAACAAUUUUAAUGAAAAAACCACAAACUCCAACUUCGUUGUUUAAAUUUCUUACAGUUUUAGAAAACGAUGUAUGGAUGUGUAUACUUGGAGCUUACUUUUUCACCAGUUUUUUGAUGUGGGUAUUUGAUCGCUGGAGCCCAUACAGUUACCAAAAUAACAGAAAUAAAUAUAAAGAUGACGAAGAAAAAAGAGAAUUCAACUUAAAAGAAUGUUUAUGGUUUUGUAUGACUUCUUUGACUCCACAGGGYGGAGGUGAAGCACCCAAAAAUCUUUCUGGUAGACUGGUUGCUGCUACAUGGUGGCUUUUCGGAUUUAUAAUUAUAGCAUCUUAUACUGCUAAUUUAGCAGCUUUUUUAACGGUUUCACGAUUGGAUACUCCUGUAGAAUCAUUGGACGAUUUGUCUAAACAAUAUAAAAUACAAUACGCUCCACUGAAUGGAUCAUCAGCAAUGACUUAUUUUCAAAGAAUGGCUGACAUUGAAACACGAUUUUAUGAAAUAUGGAAAGAUAUGAGUUUAAAUGACAGCCUAAGUGAAGUAGAGCGAGCAAAAUUGGCUGUUUGGGAUUAUCCAGUAAGUGACAAGUACACAAAAAUGUGGCAAGCAAUGAAAGAAGCUAAACUACCGAACUCUUUAGAAGAGGCCAUUGAAAGAGUUCAAAGUUCUAAAUCAUCUAGUGAAGGAUUCGCUUACUUGGGAGACGCCACAGAUAUUAGAUAUCAAGUGAUGAUCGAUUGCCAUUUACAAAUGGUYGGCGAUGAGUUCUCUAGAAAACCAUAUGCUAUUGCUGUUCAACAAGGUUCUCCGUUAAAAGAUCAAUUCAAUAACGCAAUUUUAUUAUUACUUAAUAAACGGAAAUUAGAAAAAUUGAAAGAGACGUGGUGGAAUUUGAACCCAGAAAGAAUACAAUGUGAAAAACAAGAUAAUCAAUCUGAUGGCAUCAGUAUCCAUAACAUAGGUGGAGUUUUUAUUGUUAUAUUUGUUGGAAUUGGAUUAGCUUGUUUCACGUUAGCAUUUGAAUAUUGGUGGUAUAAAUAUAAAAAAGGCUCAAAAGUUGCAAACACGAUGAAUCCAAAACAAAUGUCAAUAAAUAGAGGUGGUGAAUUUACAUAUCCAGUGGUACCGACGUUUAAUGCGAAUUCUGGAAUGAGAUCAAGAAGUAUUAUUCAUGGUUUUAGACAAUCUGUUGGUCAAUCUUCACCUAAACAAAAAUAA